Molecule: messenger RNA, 1086 nt
Organism: Neltuma alba
Lineage: Eukaryota; Viridiplantae; Streptophyta; Magnoliopsida; Fabales; Fabaceae
Exons: 3
Coding region: 73-1086 (337 amino acids)
Source: RefSeq, a predicted model, not a curated record
GUCGGCGCUUCUCCCUGCGUGAUCUCUUCCGCUUGGCCCUGUUUCAAACCCGGAGCUUCAGGUCGCAGAACAAUGAGUAACGAUAAAGGCAAGGCGUAUUGGGAUGUAAGCACUACUGGUGUUUUUCUCAAAAUAUGCAUGGACCAAGUUUUUAACAAACAUCGUCAAGGAUCCUCUUUUACAAAGCUAGGCUGGGACAACAUUCAUAAAACAUUCAAUGAAAAGACAGGGAGAGGAUAUGAGAAGAAACAGCUGAAAAAUAGAUUGGAUAACUUGAGGAAAGAGUGGAAGCUAUUUGAGCAGCUAAUUGGAAAGGAGACCGGCAUAGGGUGGGACCCUGAAAGGAACACAGUGGUGGCAUCUGAUGAGUGGUGGGAGAGAAAGAAGCUGGAAAAUCCAGCAUACGAAAAGUUUAGGCAGCAUGGGUUAAAAUUUCGGACUGAAUUAGAAACUCUAUUCAGGGGCACUAUGGCAUCAGGACAAGAUAUGUGGUCACCUUCUUCAACCCAGCCUGAGCCACAGCCUGCGCCACAGCCUGAGCCACAUAGGACUGAUCAGUCAAAUGAUUACCGACCAACCAUGGAUUGGGAAGAAGGUUCAGGGGACAGUGAAGAUGGCCUUUUAGGUGUUGACACUGAACGCCCUGCAGGAGUUUCGGACGAUUUGGACGGCAUCAAUUUAACUGCAAACACAUCAAACACUACACCCAGUAUACGUAUUGGUUCAGGGAGCCAAGGGAAGAGGAAGAGAGGUGGAGGGUUGGAUAAGUACAAGAAACAAAAAAUGCCAGCGACAAGAAGAAUAGCAGAUUCAGUAAGCUCAAUUGAGAAGGCUUCAAUUAGUACAGCAGCAGCAGUAAACAAAUUGGUCAACAGUGAUAACACUACCGAGCUUACCUCUGAUCUGCUGAGUAUGAAGGAAAUUGUUAGUGACACUCAUCUUUGUGUCAUGUGUUGUAAUCUGCUGGCAAACAAGACUUUCAGGGACAUAUAUGCUGGUCUGAGAGAAAAUCGGGAGGUAUUAGUGGCUUGGUUGAAGCACAAUGCUGCAAAUCCACCGCCAUAUGCUGCACCAAAGAAUCCUUGA